CCCAACCAUGCCCCUCCCCAAUCAGCCAAUUCGCAUGUUUCCUGUUUCCAAGAAUACGAAAGGGCCGACAACGAGGUCAUCACUUUGCCCGGCCGACCUUGUUUGUCCCCCAGGUCGUGUGUCUGACCACCUGUCGGUCGGUCGAUCGGUCUUGUUGUCUGUCUGGCAGAUUGCUUCUUUUUCGCUUUCUUCCCUUUUCUUCCUGCCACUGCCUACAUUUGCUUACUGUGUAUCUUACCCGUUUGCUUCGCUCCUUGCACGCACUCUCUCGGCCCACACACAGGCCAACCAACGGUCUGACCCAUCGUGCUGCUUCUCGCUCGACUCUGCCCGACCCACUCAUUAAGCAUAAGUAUAGACAGGGCUGGCACGGCCAGUGCUUGCACUCGGAUUGCGCUGAGCCUGCAAAAGACGCCGUCGGGGUUAGCAAGUCCAAACACGAACGGCGACAGGGACAGACCCGACAUCCUGGGCGCUCGCCGCAGACUGCGAGGGCGAGGCAGAGACAAAAAAAGACAGCCUGGAAAUUGUCGCAGUUAAUUGCCCUCCCAGGCUGCCAGGCCUCCCUCGCGCCGUCGACCCGCCAAGCAGAGGCCGCUCCCUUUCUGCCCUCUGCUGCCGGCUGCUUUCUCCCUCGGCCCAAUUUACCACACCGCGGCCCUCCUGGUUCGUGGUUGCAGCGCUCUCUCAAUCUCCGACACGCUGCUCCAGUCUAUUCCUAGUCCUGAUUCAAACUCCCGCCUCUGACUGGCAAACACUCCCGCCCGCCCCCGUUGCUGGCAGACCCCAUUGUCUGCUGAUCCGCCAGGGAAGGUCGCUCUUUGCUCUGAGACACUUUGUCUAUUCCUGAAAUUGUGAUCCUCAAUCUCCGACAGCAUGCCUCGAUACUCUUUCGAGUCUGAAGGCGACGAAAGGGAGGCCUUCAACGCCGGCUCUUCCUCCGAUCAUCCACCACUGCAUCACCAGCAGACGCAACCCAACAUGUCCCAGUAUCCCCCCGCCGCCGGCUCGAGACGCUACGAGCAGCCUCGUUACGACGACUCGCCAGGUCGACAGCCAAUGCCAGCCGCCCACCCAGACUCGGCCUUUACCGAGAUGCGCGCAAACAGGAGGUCAAGUCGAGAGGGCAUGCCACCAAACUCGAGUCGGACGCCCUACAUGGCCGCCGGCGCUGCCGCAGGGCUCGGGGCUGGCGCUGGCGCCGCCUCGUUGUCGCCCCAGGGUUACUCACAAUCGCAUGUGCCCCCACAAGCCCAGGGCCAGUGGAGGCCCGACCCGGAAUACUAUGCUCCCCCGCAGAGCAACAUCACCCCAGAACAAAACCCAAGAGAGAGUGGUCUCGAGGCCAUGAGAGGCCCCAACUACCCCCAACAGACAUACCAAACACAUGACCCUUACGGCUACGGGAGGGGAAACAACGACUACCCCAUGCAUGACCCACAAGCGAGUCUGCGGCCAGGCCCAACGGCCUACGCUGGCGACGCCGGUGACCGCGCCUCACACUCCAGCUUGCAAGGGCUCAAUGCUGCUGCAGUUCCAAUGGCCCAGUCUUCCCCGGGCUACAGGUCGAGAAGCCCGGGCUAUGCACCAGGUCCCUACCGAGACGACCCAUACCAGGGCUACUCGGUACACAGCCGCGCUAACUUGGGCACCGUGGACCCGAACGAGAUCCUUGACGAUGGCGACGACGGACUCGAGUAUAAUCAGAGAGGGGCCCGGCAUAGUAUGCUGAGUCUCGGUCACUCGAGCGGUAAGAGCACCCAGAACGGUGCCGGGGCGGCAGCAGCAGGUGGGGCAGCAGCCGGAGCUGGCGUGAUGGGGGCCAUCGGUGGCCUCGUCGGCAAGAACGGCGCCAGUCGAGAUGGAAAUGGCCACUAUGACGCCGUCAACGGGAACACUGGGUACCAGGGCGCCGGCGGCAGCACGUAUGACCUCGGCGCCGGCCCUGAGAAGUCUGCGUGGCUUGAGAAACAGAGCACCAGCUCCAAGAAGUUGAGAUGGCUGAUCAUCGCUGGCGUUCUGGUGCUGGUCGCCGCUGGCAUCGGACUGGGCGUCUACUUUGGCAUCUUCCGGAAUAGGGGUGCCGGCUCUGCACCCCCCGGCAAAUCGGCAGCCGACGACACAGCGGACAAUGGCGACCUCAACAUCAACAGCGCCGAGAUCAAGAAGCUCAUGAACAACGCGAACUUGCACAAGGUGUUCCCCGGCAUCGACUACACGCCUCUCAACACGCAAUACCCCGAUUGCAUGCAUAACCCACCAUCGCAAAACAACGUCACCCGCGACGUGGCCGUGCUGUCUCAGCUGACAAACACCAUUCGACUAUACGGAACGGACUGCAACCAGACGCAGAUGCUCAUUCACGCCGUCAACCAACUCGAGCUCAAGGACACCGUCAAGAUCUGGCUGGGUGUUUGGCAGGACGGUAACACCACCACCAACGAGCGGCAGCUCAGUCAGAUGUGGGACAUCUUGGACGAGUACGGGGAGACCCCCUUCAAGGGCCUCAUCGUCGCCAACGAGAUCCUCUUCCGUGAACAGAUGACGGCCUCGGAGCUCGGCUCGCUUCUCUCCGAGGUGCGCACCAACCUCACCAGCAGGCAGAUGUCGCUCCCGGUGGCGACGUCGGACCUGGGUGACGACUGGACGUCCGAGCUGGCGCAGAUGAGCGACUACAUCAUGUCCAACAUCCACCCCUUCUUCGCGGGCGUCAACGCCAAGGACGCGGCGUCGUGGACCUACUCGUUCUGGUCGAACCAGAACGGCGGGUUCUGGAAGUCCGACAUCAGCAAGAAUAUCAUCGCCGAGACGGGCUGGCCGUCGCAGGGCGGCACGGACUGCGGCACCACCGCGAUCACGGACUGCCCCAACGCGUCGGUCGCCGGCAUCGACGAGAUGAACACGUUCAUGGAGGGGUGGGUGUGCCAGGCCCUCGCCAACGGCACCAACUACUUCUGGUUCGAGAGCUUCGACGAGCCCUGGAAGAUCCAGUUCAACUCGGGCGGCCAGAACUGGGAGGACCACUGGGGCCUGAUGGACGUCAACCGCAACCUCAAGAGCGGCGUCAAGAUCCCUGACUGUGGGGGCAAGACGAUCGACUGAGGAGCGGGGAUCUUAUUGAGAUAUAUGUGCAUGAUGUUUUAUGAUGAAAAGAUGUUAAUUUGUCGUUCUGGUGGUCUUGAUCUGGUCUGUGGCUUUUUUCAAAGAUCUGAAAUAUGGACACAUACUCGACUGUUGAUCUAGGCGGCUCUUUUGGCGCGGCUGGUCUAUGGGCCCGACGGGCCGACCAGCAGGUACUGGGGAAGGCAUAUCUUGGCACGCAGCAUGAACUUUUGGAUGAGUUGGACCUGGGGCUCAAUAUUGCAUUUAUAUUCGGUGGACACAACCAAUUCUUCCUGGAGACCACGCACUCCCUUCCUCCUGGGACAUUUGCUUCUCAUGGUCUGCAUUUACGCAGCACGCACGACCAGACCCUACCUGCUUCGUUUUGACUGAAAAGGGGAUUCUGGGCUGUUGUUUCUUUCGUGCCGAUAUGAUAGACAUGUUUUUCUUGUUGGGGUAUGUUGUGAUAUACUACUGGAGUUGGUCAGGAUUGGGCGAGUUCAACAUUUGUAGUUUAGAUAUUUGCAGUGGUUGUGUGUGUGUGGCCAUUUUGGGGCAUGAGUGUCAAUGAUGCUGGGAAGGACAGGAUGGGACGGGGGCUUUGGGUAAUUAUGUAUACACCUAGUCGGACGGAAAAGACACAUCAUUACUUUCG
Molecule: messenger RNA, 3757 nt
Organism: Diaporthe batatas
Lineage: Eukaryota; Fungi; Ascomycota; Sordariomycetes; Diaporthales; Diaporthaceae
Exons: 2
Coding region: 877-3102 (741 amino acids)
Biological process (GO): cell wall organization
Cellular component (GO): extracellular region; cell surface; fungal-type cell wall
Molecular function (GO): 1,3-beta-glucanosyltransferase activity; glucan endo-1,3-beta-D-glucosidase activity
Source: RefSeq, a predicted model, not a curated record